GCCGCCGCCACCGCCGCGGGGCCUGCGCCGGCCGCCCGCCCGCCCGGGAGGGAGGGAGGCCUGCAGCGCGGGGAGAGCGGCCGGGCCGAGGGUGCCGCCGUCGCCAGGACUGAAUUGCAACUGCCAAGGCAAUAAGUGACUCUUUAAAUAUGCCACAGGACUGCAGCAAGUGAAGGGGGCCCUGGAGAGGAUGAUGAAGUGAGAAUGUUUGGCCCAAGGACAAGAAGUAUGUCUCUAUUUUAACAAAAUUCUUGCUGUAUCCAUUACAAGACUGUAACGCCUGAGGCUUAACAAGGAAAAGUGGCUUUCUGCAAAUGACUGAUAAAGCCACCCUUAGAAGCACUUCUCAGGCCCUCAUGGAGUAGCUGAAAUUUGUCCUGCAAGGCCCUCUUGCCUGCUGAUCACCCAGAGUGAUUGUCACCAUGGCCAGCAAGAGGAAGUCCACCACCCCAUGCAUGAUUCCGGUUAAGACUGUGGUGCUGCAGGGUGCCAGCACAGAGGCUCAGCCUGUGGCAACUUUGCCUGAAGGUCCCCAGCAGGAUCUUCCCUCAGAAGCACCUGAUGCCAGCAGCGAGGCAACCCCAAACUCCAACAGCACUGAGGGCUCUGCCCUGGCAAACGGGCACCGGAGCGCUUUGGAUGGCUAUGUGUAUUCCUGUAAAGACUGUGAUUUCAGGUCCCAGGACGUGACUCAGUUUGUAGGGCAUAUGAACUCAGAGCACAUAGACUUUAAUAAAAACCCAAAUUUUGUAUGUACAGGGUGCAGUUUCCUGGCAAAAACCCCUGAGGGGCUUUCCCUGCACAAUGCCAAGUGUCACUCAGGGGAAGCCAGCUUUUUGUGGAAUGUGACCAAGCCAGACAAUCAUGUAGUGGUAGAACAGAAUGUCCCUGAGAAUACUAGCAUGUCUGACCUAGCAGGUGAAUCUGCCACUGAAGGGACUGAUGGACAGGCUGAAAUCAUUAUUACCAAGACACCAAUCAUGAAGAUAAUGAAAGGCAAAGGCGAGGCCAAGAAAAUCCAUAUGCUUAAAGAAAAUGCUCCCAAUCAGCCUGUGGGUGAGGCUUUGCCAAAGCCAUUGGCUGGGGAGGCAGAGGUUAAAGAGGGGGACCACACUUUCGCCAAUGGGGCAGCUCCAGUCAGUCAGGCAUCUGCUAGCACCUCAAAGCCCCCUCAUGCAGCCAAUGGGCCCUUGAUAGGAACAGUGCCAGUACUGCCAGCUGGUAUAGCACAGUUCCUCUCCCUCCAGCAGCAGCCCCCAGUGCAUGCCCAGCACCAUACCCACCAGCCCCUGCCCACAUCCAAGGCCCUUCCAAAAGUCAUGAUCCCCCUGAGCAGCAUCCCAACAUACAAUGCAGCUAUGGACUCCAACAGCUUUCUGAAAAACUCCUUCCACAAAUUCCCCUACCCAAGCAAAGCUGAGCUCUGCUAUUUGACUGUGGUGACCAAGUAUCCAGAAGAACAGCUUAAGAUCUGGUUCACAGCCCAGAGGCUGAAGCAGGGAAUCAGCUGGUCUCCUGAGGAGAUUGAAGAUGCCCGGAAAAAGAUGUUCAAUACAGUCAUCCAAUCUGUGCCUCAGCCCACCAUCACAGUUCUAAACACGCCCCUUGUUGCCAGUACCGGCAAUGUACAGCAUCUCAUCCAGGCCGCUCUCCCAGGCCAUGUUGUGGGACAGCCAGAGGGCACAGCAGGGGGCCUCCUGGUCACUCAGCCAUUGAUGGCCAACGGGUUACAAGCGUCAAGCUCAUCUCUCCCCCUGACAACUGCAUCUGUUCCCAAGCCAACUGUGGCACCCAUCAACACUGUGUGUUCAAAUACAACAUCAGCUGUGAAGGUAGUCAAUGCAGCCCAGUCACUCCUCACAGCAUGCCCCAGCAUAACUUCCCAAGCCUUCCUUGACGCAAGCAUCUACAAAAACAAGAAGUCUCAUGAACAGCUGUCAGCCCUGAAAGGAAGCUUCUGUCGGAACCAGUUCCCUGGGCAGAGUGAAGUAGAGCACCUGACCAAAGUGACGGGCCUCAGUACCAGAGAGGUGCGGAAGUGGUUCAGUGACCGGCGGUACCACUGCCGGAACCUGAAGGGCUCCAGGGCCAUGAUGCCUGGAGAGCAUGGCUCUGUUCUCAUUGACUCUGUGCCAGAGGUGCCCUUUCCUCUGUCAUCCAAAGUUCCGGAGGUGACCUGUAUCCCAACAGCAACCUCACUAGCAAGCCACCCUGCCACAAAACGACAAUCUUGGCACCAGACCCCAGACUUCACACCAACCAAAUACAAAGAGAGAGCCCCAGAGCAGCUUCGAGUCCUGGAGAGCAGCUUUGCACAAAACCCGCUUCCCCCUGAGGAGGAGCUGGAUCGCCUGCGAAGUGAAACCAAAAUGACCCGAAGGGAAAUCGAUGGCUGGUUCUCAGAGAGACGGAAGAAGGUGAAUGCUGAGGAGCCCAAGAAGGCUGAUGGGCAGGUACCUCAGGAGGAGGAGGGUGCUGAGGAGGAGGGCGGAGAUGAAGAGUUGGCCAGUGAGCCGAGGGUCCCUGGUGAAAGUGGCUCUCCUGAACUGUUUCUUAGCCAUACCUUGGCAGAACGCAAGGUCAGCCCCAUAAAAAUCAACCUCAAGAACCUGCGGGUCACUGAAGCCAGCGGCAAGAGUGAGCUUCCAGGGCUGGGUGUCUGCGAGCCUGAGGAAGAUGGUUUGAACAAGCUGGUAGAACAGCCACCGGGCAAAGUGAGCUACAAGAAGACGGCACAGCAGCGUCACUUGCUACGGCAGCUCUUUGUCCAGACACAGUGGCCAAGCAACCAGGACUAUGACUCCAUCAUGGCCCAAACAGGGCUGCCCCGGCCAGAGGUGGUACGCUGGUUUGGAGACAGCAGGUACGCCCUGAAGAAUGGCCAGCUCAAGUGGUACGAAGACUAUAAGAGGGGCAACUUCCCACCAGGUCUGCUCGUCAUUGCCCCUGGCAACCGAGAGCUGCUGCAAGACUAUUACAUGACACACAAGAUGCUGUGUGAGGAAGAUUUGCAGACCCUCUGUGACAAGACCCAAAUGAGUGCCCAGCAGGUCAAGCAAUGGUUUGCUGAGAAAAUGGGUGAAGAGACCCGGGCUGUGGCAGAUACAAGCAGUGAGGACAAGGGCCCUGGAACUGGAGAGUCUGUGGCAGUGCACAGAGUGCUGGGUGAUGCCUAUUCAGAGAUGUCGGAGAACAGUGAAUCAUGGGAGCCAAGUGCUCCUGAGGCCAGCUCAGAGCUCUUUGACACUUCGAGUCCCCAGUCUGGACGUCAGCUUGAAACAGACUGAAUUUGAUCUGAUUACUGUGAAGGACCGGCCAGUCUGGGAUGCUGUCUACCAUGUGGAAGGGCCAAACCUGCCAUGCAUCAUCUUGAUGGCCAGCUUUGCCAGGCGCCCAAGAGAGCCUCUGGAGGCCUCACUGAGCCCAGAACCUGCCGCCACCCUAACCACCUGAUACUUCUAAGCAAGUAGCAAGGGGUUCUCAUCAGCCCAUCCUCCCACUAUGCAGGACCUCUCCUUUGCCUCCCAGGGACAAGCAGUUCACAUUGCAUAGACAUAGACCCGGAGUCAAGUUCUUAGCAUAUACAGCUGCCCAUAUACAUUUAAUAAAGCAUCCAACUGCAGACAUUCUCAAUACAUAGGAGCUGGGGUUAGCAAAGCAGUACAGCUCUGACAAUGCCAUGUCUGUUCUCGCGGAAGCUGAGACUACAAGGGCCCUCAUCGUCUGCAGCAGCAGGAGUCACAGGUGUGCUCAGAACUGCUUCAGGCCCAGCCCCACUUGCCUUCUCAAGGGCACAGAGCUGUUGAAGAGCCCUCUGCAUCACUGAGUGGAAGCAAGCCACAUUUUGUGCCAGGCUUGCCUUUGUUCUGACUGACAGAGCCCACUGUUAUCCUAAUUCUGAACACAACCCAGCUAUGAGAUUACCACUGGAUGCUUCCCACUUUCUUUAGUUAACCGUAAUUCUGAUUUUUCAUGGAGCUUGAAUCAUGGACCAACUUCUCCAUUAUCAGAUCAGCUAAAGAAACCAUUGUUGGAAAGCCCAGUGUACUGACCUGUAUGCUCCCUUCAGCCCUUCAAUUCAGACUCCUUUAGAGCAAAAGGAAGGCAAGGUAGAGCCAGUUGCUGUGGCUUUGGCCACCAUGGUGCUCUCAAUGCCUCCUGCGGGUCAGAGAAAGUACACCGUGGCUGGUAGAAAGAGUGAGGCUGAAGAACUUGGGAGUUUUUCUUUAUGACCUGCACUGGUCUUGAACACAAAGACCUGCGGGUAGGAGUCCCUGGCAGAAUGCCCUUGCCACACACCAAGGACCUGACCAACUACUGGUUUCAUGAUCCAGAGGUGCUGGACAUCACUGGAUAGAUUCCUGUGAGAUGUUUUUAAAGUUUGAAUUUUAUAUUCCCAACCUGGGAAACAAGAACUCUAUUUGCUUUUGCCUAAGCCUUGUGUCCUUUGAAUUAAAAUCACAAGAAAAGGUGCCUUUGAAACAAUGGACAACUUGCUUAUGGAGCUGUACUAAAUAGUAAAGCCUCAGUGUCUCCAAGGUUGGCCUCUCUGAGAGCAGUGGAUAAAGCAGGGCAGGGGAGGGACAAAGAUGACAAACAGGAUGUGUCAUUCAUGACCCCACUUACCUCUUGGAAACUCCACAGGAGACCCACAGGCAGGGCAAGCAUUUUGACCAAGAAGUAGUGGUCAGCUUGUAGGUGUCAUCUUCGCUCCCCCUCACAGGGGUGGGAACAGUCUGAGGAUGAGCAUGGCGGCCUUUAGCCUUCUAGGAAAGAGGGCUUUCUUUGUAACCCAGAGCCCUGGAACCAUUAUAAGAUGUUUCUCUUGCCUUUCCUGUCCCCAUAGGGAUGACCUCACAUUUGUCUCAGAUUGGGGGUUUUUGACUACUUGGCAAGUUUUACAGCCUAUUUUUGUAUCCUUUCUCUUUGGGGAGGGAAGUUAUUUGGCCCCAAACUUUGAGGAAUUGCAAAGAAUGGUGAGUGACUGCUUUCCUUCAGAGAACAGACAUCUGAAAGUUUUCCUUUAGUGUUUGUGUACAUGCAGAUUUACAUAUCCACAUAUACAGUACACAUACUUAUUUGAUACUUAUAAAAACAUACAUCUGAUGUACACGUGAGCUUCAUGUGAAUACCCUAGGGGGAAGUAGCCUGUGUGUGAAGAGAUGAAAGUACACUGGGCAGCUGGAGCAGCAAAGGAAGCCAUCUACUGUCUAAGAAAGCGCCUGUGUCUCACCUGAGCCCAGAUGCCUGCUGGCUUUACUUUUAGAGCCCUGCUGCACUAGCUGAAUGGUAGACCCUAUACAAGGUCUGAACAAUUUACACGGAACAAGUUACUUGGUGGACACUAUGCUGGACACAGAUAGCAGCCUGGUCUUGGGCACUGGGCAGUCUUCUGGAUGGGAAGUUGCAGUAAUACUGGCCCCAGUACACCUUUCUCAGAGCUGGUAAUGGCAAGACUGCCCAGGUAAGGAAUCCAACAGACUAAAUGGACCUUGUUUUGGACCUUCCUUGGCUUUGGGAUGGGGGAGGGAAAUUGUGGCUUGGACCUUAUGUUUGACAGGUACUGAGGGAGGUGGUCAUGGGGCAGGCACUUCAGGGAAGAGCUCUGGGUGCCAAGCAUGAGUGCACUGACAGAGGAGUAGGCGUGUAAGUCGGCAGCUACCAUGUCUAUGGCUACUACGUGACAGAUCACAGCUGUCUCGUCCAGUUGGAGGGUCAGUUCUGUGUGCCUUCAGCAGAAGGCUGGCUGAGGGCUGCAGAGGUAGGAUGGAAUGUGCCUCUCCUAACAAAGCUUGCUUUGUAAGAUGAGUCUUGCCCCAUCCUCUGCACUUACUUGGACUCACCGGAGGCAGUAAACUCUAAGUGUUCUUUGUUGCCUGUAUUAUGUUUGAUUUUUUUUCCUACUUACAUAGGGUUGUGAGUUCAGUUCUUAACCAGACCCCAUUCUAACGGAAAUCUGAACUUAUACAUAGGCUUUGCAUAUUACUUGUAAUUUUUUGAUCGUAUUUUUCUUUUGAGAGUUGGGUGUGUCAGUUUCAGGAGGCCUUCUCUGGAUGGCUUGCCAGCACUUUGAGGUCUACUAGUGACUGCUCUUGUACUUUUCUCUUGGCUGAGUGACAGCAGCUGUCAGGUGGAUAAAAUACCUUAGCCUGAGGCACCCUUCCCUCUGGAAGCAGAAGAAGAAUUGGGUCAGACCCAGUAGAUUUCUGCCUGUAUCCUCCAAUCUGUCCCCAGCUGGCCUUGAGUGGCUCCUACCAGGAAGCUUAGCAGCACUCUCUAGGCCCAGAUGACUCUGAGUUUACGUAUUCUGUCAGUAGCUAAGCCAUACCUGUGCCCCUUCCUCCCUGUUGGCCCUAGGACACCUGUCACACAGCUGCCUCGUGUGGAGAAUGAGAGGCAGCCUUUCUGGUUAGAGUCUUUUGUGUUUCCCCCAGGUGACUGUUGAGCUGUCCCUGCCUUGAGCCUUUUGUCUUCCCAGUCUCUGUAUGGACCAAAAUCCUCAGAUUGGAACAGCUCAGUAAGUUCCACUGACAGCCAAGUGCAUAAAGGCACUUUCUGGGAAACCAAGCAAAAAGGAAUCCUAAAACAAAACUUGGAACUUACAUUUUUCCUAAAGUCUCUUGCCCUUUACCUGCUGUUCCCCACAGAAGAAUGUUGGUUCCAUCCACUUUUGCAGAUGAAUUUGUAUCACAUUCAUUUGCAAGGCUCAAUUGUCUGCAGGAGUCUUCUAGAUUAGCUCAUCCUGGCCAAGGUUUGGCAGGCUGCCUGGUUUUCCUUACUCCAGACUGGAACCCCCACUUCAGCAUUCCUGACUUAGCUUCCUGUUCUUUUUCUCAAAAGCACACUGCUCACUACCAUCCUGUCCAGACCUUUAGGGGUGACUUCCAUGUGUUCUAGCCCUGGAGCCCACAGGUCUUCUCUAAGCACAGACCUUCCUGAGUCUUCAGCCUUAAUUAUCCACACUGCAGUUUGUUCUGCCUUGGUUCAGUGGAGCAGGUAAAUGACUGGGCUGUAUACUCCAGGGUAAUGAGACUGUUGGGGGUCUUCGGUGGAACGGCUGGGCUUGAUAUUGACUGAGUAAUAUGACAACUGAUUAUACUGCUUGCUGUUUCAGUCGCUAACUGGUUUAUUAGCCAGAAAUCCAAAUGGAACUGAGUCCUCAGAAUCCAUUUCUGCUGGAGUCUGUGUUCCUAGUGCCUGGCCACUAAGGGUGGCUGCAUGGAGUGGUAAGCCCAGGUGCACUGAGAGCCCGGAACCUGCACUUGGUUAUGAAGUUCACAGAGUGUAUGGUCUUAGGACUGAGAACCUGCUUUGGGGUCUGAAUGCUUGUCAACACUAGCCAGCAAUCCUAAGGACCUGGUCCUCCAGACUUGAAAAACAAUACAGGUUUUUCUAGCUCAGGGUCUAGCAGGAGCACCUCUUCCCAAGUCCUCUGAAGUCUGGAGCAAGGGUGGAAAACCAGGGGUUGGGAACGAGACGCAGGCAGACCCGGGUUGCCAAAGGACAGAAGUGGGUGCCUGUUUCCUUUUCCAGUCUCUUGUUAUGGUUUGCAGGGCUGAAUGGAUUCAGGGUAGUUCUACUCUGCUGUCUCUGCCCUCCUUGAGCUAGACCUUCUCUUACUCGGGCAGGAACCAGGCAGAGCAGAGGGAGAACAGCUAUUUGGCAGGGACUGUUUGCUGCAUGGUGUCUUCCUACUGUUUACAAGGGUGGGCGGAUGGCAAGUUAGGACACCUGAGAGGGACCUGCACAUUGACCUGCUGUCAUUGCUUCUUUCAAGAGAUUGGUGGACUGUGCACAUUUAUGGGCACCUGUGUGUUAACAGCUUUUCUUGGUCAAUGCCUUUUGACAUGUAUUCCCUUCUAUGGAAGGUGGAUGCUGCUGCCGUACUCUGUACAACUGGAGUUGAAGGUAAAAUGUCUAUGAUAAUGCCUGCUCAGACACUGAAGAUAGAAAGUUGCCAGUGCUUGGUCCUUUCCAAGCAAGUCCCAGAAGAGUCCCUGUCCAUCUGGGGAAAGUCUAUUACAAUGUGGUCCCUGUUAACCUGCAGUUUGCGCUUAGAGAUCUUGUCCUUAGCUCCUGCCCACACAGCUUGGUCUUAUUCUUGUAGCUUCUUUGGCUCAGGUCAGGGCCCCAUGUGAGGAGGUUGGCUGCAGUGAGAGCCAGCACCCAUUCCUCAGCAGGGUUCCAGCAUGAGUUGGGUUGCUCCUUGUGAAAUGGGGUGGGCCGAGGGCAGCAGUGGUCACUAGGGCAGUGAUCUCUCUCCCAUGCUUCUGAGUGGCCUGCUUUGUUCAGCUUUGCCAGGGAGGUCAGACUGUGUCACAAUGUUAUUAAACAGAGAGAACAGGCCAACCUUUCUCUGGCCCCUGCUGACUAUUGUUCUUUGAGUUGUCCUGACACAGCCCUUGGGGAAGUUGGGGAGGCUGCCAAGGGCCUGCAGAGCCCUUGCUGACAACGUUCUGGUUCCUGGUCCUCUGGCACUUGCUUUAUGUUCUGAUCUCAGUGUGGAUGGCUUUAUUCUCGGGGGCCAGACUGCUGAGAAGUGUGACUGGUGAAUGACUUGCAGUCUGCCUUUGGUGUGCUUCCUGUCUCCCAGGAACAGCUGAAGUGACUAUCCUGGUGCUAAGUGGGGGGCAGCUGUCCUGUUGAAUGGCAGGAGGGUCACCUGCUACUGUGACCAGCUAUGAGAGCAAACUGAGAAAUAGCUUAUUCUGUCACAUAGGCCUUUGUGGAGUGGGAAUUUUCUGUGGCCCUGGCUGGCCUGAAACUCACUUUGUAGACCAGGCUGGCCUCAGACUUAGACACUCUUCCUGCCUCUGCCGCCCAAGCACUGAGUUACAGGCAGGCAUGGGCCACACCUGCUGGAGUGUGGGGAUCCUUUACCCUGGGAAACAUUUGAAUAGAAAGACAGCCUUUGCCUUUGGUGUGGGCUGUGUCUGGUGGGAGGUGCGGGGCUGACCUCCUCGGGCUGAGUGUCCGGGCCUCUUAAGGUCCCCCAUGGGGAUGCUGCUAUUUCUAAGAUGCAAAUUGCACAUUUCCUAGAUUUUGUAUCUGCAGAUUUGGAUAAGGGAUGGGAUGAGGGACAAAACUGCUUAUGUAGUUUGAGUGGGCCUCAGUGGUACUUCCAACCUUUUGACUGUUCCUAAAUAAAAAUGUACAGACAUUUCUUAUCUGCUGACUGUGUGUGUGUAUGUGGUGGGGGAAAUUAAUAAAAAGCUAAAAACCC
This is a messenger RNA of Peromyscus californicus insignis, 9223 nucleotides long. RefSeq names its product zinc fingers and homeoboxes 3 (gene Zhx3). The coding region runs from base 423 to 3287 and encodes 954 amino acids. Lineage: Eukaryota; Metazoa; Chordata; Mammalia; Rodentia; Cricetidae. The record is from RefSeq and is a predicted model, not a curated record. Gene Ontology annotation, biological process: regulation of transcription by RNA polymerase II. Gene Ontology annotation, cellular component: nucleus. Gene Ontology annotation, molecular function: DNA binding; DNA-binding transcription factor activity, RNA polymerase II-specific. The transcript is spliced from 4 exons.